Molecule: messenger RNA, 891 nt
Organism: Nerophis lumbriciformis (worm pipefish)
Lineage: Eukaryota; Metazoa; Chordata; Actinopteri; Syngnathiformes; Syngnathidae
Source: RefSeq, a predicted model, not a curated record
AUGGGAACCGUGCUGUCCCUAUCGCCCAGCUACCGCAAGGCGGCCCUGUUCGAGGACGGGCCAGCCACGGUGGGCCACUACACGGCAGUUCAGAACAGCAAGAACGCCAAAGACAAGGGUCUGAAACGCCACUCGCUCAUCAACGUGCUGCCGUGGAAGCGCAUCGUGGCCGUGUCAGCUAAGAAGAAGAGCUCUAAAAAGGUUCAGCCCAACGGGACCUACCAGAACAAUGUCAGCCACCUGAACAACGAGAACCUGAAGAAGUCGCAGUCCUGCGCCAACCUGUCGUCCUUCGCGCAGGACUCUGGCACGCCGAAAACUUCCGACGGGAAUUCGUCGGUGAAGAAGGCCCCGGCGGUGGCCGCCGCCCCGGGUACCCCCAAGCGGGUGAUCGUGCAGGCGUCCACCAGCGAGCUCCUGCGCUGCCUGGGCGACUUCUUGUGCCGGCGCUGCUACCGCCUGAAGCAUUUGUCGCCCACCGAGCCGGUGCUGUGGCUGCGCAGCGUGGACCGAUCCCUCCUGCUUCAGGGUUGGCAGGACCAAGGCUUCAUCACGCCCGCUAACGUAGUCUUCGUCUACAUGCUGUGCCGCGACGUGGUCUCCUCCGAGGUGGGCGGCGAGCACGAGCUGCAGGCCGUGCUGCUCACCUGCCUCUACCUGUCAUACUCCUACAUGGGCAACGAGAUCUCCUACCCGCUCAAGCCCUUCCUGGUGGAGAGCUCCAAGGAGGCCUUCUGGGACCGCUGCCUGUCCAUCAUCGACCUGAUGAGCGCCAAGAUGUUGCAGAUCAACUCUGAUCCGCACUACUUCACGCAGGUCUUCGCCGACCUCAAGAACGAGAGCCAGAAGGAGGAGGAGCGUAGCCGCCUGCUCAUCGGACUGGACCGGUAA